CUCGGGGAUCGACGAUGAAUUGUGUCUCUGUGUGUCUCGGAUCCUUGCGCAUGGGGGGAGCGUGGCUGCGGAGCGCCUGGGAUGGACCCUCGCGGUGCUCCACAUCACAGAGCACUGCUCCUCCCGAGCCCGCGGCUUGCGCGCCAGCGCGGUCUCCGACCGUCGGCUCGAGGAGGAGCAGGAGGAGGCAGCCUGCUGGCAAGCGGUCGGGAGCGGCGCCGCUGGUGGCGCGACAGGCGCGGGGUAAGGGCUGGAGGGCAUAAAUCACGAGGCUGCGCGGCGAGCAAGGGAGGUCGAGGGUUCGUGAGGAGCUCGAAAACGCGAGAAGCCAAACACAUGGAAAAAAACAAUGACCAUCUACGAUCGACGAUCCGUGUGACGGGUGCGCGGAUCACAAUCGCGGCGGAAAUGUGGAUGGAGGAGGGUUAAAAAAGGCGGAGGGAAAGAGAAGGCCACGCUUGGGUCGGGCAUGUCCCCCUACAGACUAUGUUGGAACACUCCCCCCGUGGAGGGACAGGCCCCUGUGGAGGGACAGGCUAUUGGCUAUUUCUGGGCGAAAAGUGUCAAUGGUCCCAGCAUGUUCUAAAACAGCCGAGCACGUGCUCGAAACAUCGUCCACACACUAUGCUCGGACUAUUCUUGAAACACUCCCCCUGUGGAGGCACAGACCCGAGUCCGGGCUACGCGCCGCGGAGCGGAGCGGGGGGGGGGGCGCCGCCACAGGAGCCCCUCCGACGGGAGCCCGAGAGCACGGGGCCGCCGCGACAAAAGCAAGGGGAGGAGGGGAGGAGAAAGGGGUGGAGGAGGAGGAGGAGGAGGAGGUGACAGGAUCGAAACCUCACCGCAGCGCGAGAAAGCACCACGUCGGAGGUCGGGAGCGCCAGGCGCAAGGUGUGGCGAACUUCUCAGGGGCCACGUAGGCCCUCCAGACCUAACGAGAGUGGAGAGCCUCUUGAGAGGCCGAACGCGCAAGCUCGGACUCUUUUGCUCGAAGCUGGCUGGGCACCCUCGUCGAAACUGAUGCUGAUCCGUGACCCGGAUGCCGAUCUCAGGCCAGCAAGCGGGUGAGAAUGAUGAUGAUGAGGAUAAUGGAGGACGAGGAUGUGUAGGAGGAUAUUACAUGAUCUCUGAGGCCCCCGCGCGGAAGCUGGACCAGGACCUCACCGGAGCACCAGAGACAUCAUCAUCACUCGUGCAACCAACCCUUGCAACCCGCCGGUGCGACCCGACCGGGGCGGAUUGUUGUGACGGCGGGGUGGCCCCGUCCACGAAAUGUCCGCGAGGCUGAUGGUGCCGGAGUCCAUCUCCUCCAGGAGCAGCUCGUGCCUCGUCACCAUCGCGGGGUACUUGCUCAGGACUCGGGCGAACGCCUCCCGGUUCAGCACCGCCAGCUCCGAGAACUCCUGCGCGAUGAAGCUCGCGGUGCGCACGUGCUGCCUGUCCACGACGCAGGACUCGCCGAACCAGGACCACUUGCCCAUGGUCCUCCGGACGAGCGUGGCGUGCCGACCGUGGAGCAGGGACCGACCGUCCCGGCGUUCCCAUAGUCCUA
Prorocentrum cordatum is the source of this 1552-nucleotide messenger RNA. The record is from the annotation of a GenBank genome assembly. Lineage: Eukaryota; Dinophyceae; Prorocentrales; Prorocentraceae.